AUGCCUCGUUCCCGAUCUACUGGCAAACAGCAAAAGCGUGGAGCAAGCACGUUAUCAAAGCCUACACCGCCGCCAGCACCACCAAAACAAGCCUCUGUCCCGACUACUGUUCCUCCUAAACCAACGGGCGUUGCACAACCGCAACAGCCAGGAUUAUUCGGUCAGAUGGCCUCUACAGCCGCAGGCGUCGCUGUUGGAUCAACUAUUGGUCAUACUCUCGGCUCUGGUAUUGGUUCACUUUUUGGUGGAGGUGGUGGAUCUGAGCCUACAGCAUCAGAACAACCACAACAAAAUGCUCAAACAUACUCGCAACCCGGCUAUCAAGGAUUUCAAGGGAGUAACCCGGCUGUCGGUGGUGCCUCAUGCGAGGUAGAUGCUAAAGCUUUGACAAAAUGCCUGGAGCAGAACGGUCACAAGAUUGAACUUUGUCAUUGGUAUUUGGAAAAUCUGAAAGCAUGCCAAGAAAUGGCGCGACAAUUCUGA
Ambispora leptoticha is the source of this 483-nucleotide messenger RNA. NCBI's taxonomy places the organism in Eukaryota, Fungi, Glomeromycota, Glomeromycetes, Archaeosporales, Ambisporaceae. The record is from the annotation of a GenBank genome assembly.